This is a messenger RNA of Xyrauchen texanus (razorback sucker), 3049 nucleotides long. RefSeq lists its product as uncharacterized. Lineage: Eukaryota; Metazoa; Chordata; Actinopteri; Cypriniformes; Catostomidae. The record is from RefSeq and is a predicted model, not a curated record. The coding region runs from base 207 to 845 and encodes 212 amino acids. The transcript has 5 exons.
ACAACUCGGUAGUCCCGAGUCAUAUUAAAGAUUCGUUCAAAAUGAACGAAUCGUUCAUGAACGACACAUCACUAAAAUCGAUGCGAAUCGCCAAAAAAAGGAAGAAGACGUGCUUGAAACGGCUUUGGCGAUACCAAUCAGUACGCGGGAGAAAGUAUCCAUCUAACAGUUAUCCAAUUUGAAGACAAUUCUUGAUAGUUUGGCAGAUGACACAGGGAGCCAUUCAGAGGUUUUUUACAAAAUUAACCGAUGAUACCACUGAAAGUGAGGGUUUAAGCAAGGAGAGGUCAGAGGACAGAAUCAACCAGCAGGCAGCUGAGGACCAGGGUAGCCCAAACCCCUCUUCACCAGCUCUAUGUGAAGGCACAGGCUCAGAUGAUGACAGCCAGAAUGAGAGCGAACCUGAUGACUUCAACCCACAAUCUCCAGAACCACCCAGACCAGAGUCCCCAGAUAGUGCUGCUUCCAAUGACAUUUCCCGAUGUCUAGCAGAGGGCUCAGUGCAGAGAAGUUGUGCUGCUCCACCUGGACCUGAUGACAUUUCCCAGUCCAGAGCAGAUGGUCCAGUGCAACCUGUCCUCAAGGUUUUCCCCAAGACACAGCACAGGAACAGGAAGAGAGCAUUCAUUGAGACCUGGUACAAAGACUUUACGUGGCUGGAGUAUUCUGUCUCUAGAGACUCUGUUUAUUGCUACCCUUGUCGCCACUUUUCGCUCCCAAAUGCCCCAAUGUCUAUAUUCAGGUCAGAAUCAGGGUUCUCUAAUUGGAAAAAAGCACUGUGCAGAAAUGGUGGCUUUAGAGAUCAUUGCAAAUCAGAACAUCACAGAAGUGCUGUGUUUGCUUAGACACAGCACAAAUUAGUCAUUGAAAAAAAAACCUCCAUGAUCGAAUCAAUAAACAAAGAAAGGGAAAAAAAAAGAGUUAGAGAGAACCAGAUAUAUAUCAAAACCAUUGCUCAGGUGCUGCUCUUAACAGCUGUUCAAAAAAUUUCUCAGCGUGGACACAGGGAAUCUGAAGGCUCGGAUAACCCCGGCAAUUUCUUAGCCAUCUUGGAUGCAAUUGCACAGCACGAUUCAUUAAUUGAGAAACGCAUCAAUGCACAUGGGAAUGCAAAAUACACCAGUAAGAACAUUCAAAAUGAAAUUUUAGAAACGCUUGCAGAGAUGGUUUAACUUGACAUAAUCAAGGAAGUUAAACAAAGCGAGGUCUUCAGCAUAAUCGUAGAUGAAACAAAAGACCUGCAAAAGAAAGAGCAGAUGUCUUUUGUUGUGAGGUAUUAUUAUAAUGGUACCAUCAAUGAGAGCUUUCUUGACUUUGUGAAUGCCGAACAGCUUGAUGCAGCAGGUCUAAGUAGACUGAUUAUAAAAUGCUUGGAAAAACAUGGGCUGGAGUAUCGUAGCAACCUCGUUGGACAGGGCUACGAUGGAGCUGCCGUCACGAGUGGCAAGCACUCUGGCGUUUGCACAAGAAUUCAAGAGGUAGCAAAAUAUGCCUUUUAUGUGCAUUGUAAGGCUCACUGCUUAAAUCUUGUGAUUGUGGAUAGUGUUAAAUCAGUGACUGAGGCAGGUUGCUUUUUUUCACUCAUGCAGAAAUUACAUAAUUUUCUAUCAGGAUCUUAUGUGCACACAAAAUGGCAUGACAUACAGAAAGAGAUGUAUGGUGGUCAACCCCGUGAAAUGCCUUCAUUAAGUGACACCAGGUGGGCUUGCAGAUUUUCAGCCUGUCGCAAUAUGCUUGAUAGACUUCCAGCAGUGUACCGUGUUCUUCAGCAAAUUGGGCAGGAAAAGGACGGUGAUCGGGCAACAGAUGCUCGUGGUUUAUUAGCUCAACUUGAUGUUAGUUUCAUUGGUGUUCUAGUGACAUUCAACAAAGUCCUGGGACAGGCCAAAUUUUUGUCUGACAUGUUACAGUCACCCUCACUGGAUCUAGCAGCAGCAGUCACUCUUGUAGAAUCAUUGCUGGACACAUUAGAGCAAUACAGGAGUGAGGCCUAUUUUGAGGCUGAUGUGGAAAGAGGUUGAGGAAAUGGCUGUAAAAUGUGACCUCAGCUUGGAAAAGACUGAGAAGAGGCAGCCAAAGAUGAACACACGAUUGUGUGAUUACAUAAUAACUUCACCAUCUGGUGAGCGUAGAGUCAAUAAAGAUGAUGGGGAAAGCUUUAAGAGACAUGUGUACUACCCGGUGCUUGAUUCAAUGGCUGGUGAGUUGCAAAGACGGUUCUCUAAACCCAACUGCAAAAUUAUGAAGGGAAUUCAAGCACUUCACCAUCAAAGUGUUACCUUUUUACAGGAAGAGGCUCUUUUUUCCUUUGCAAAGAUUUUUGACUCAAAUGUUGAGGACUUGUCAAAUGAGAUGUAUCAGAUCAAGACAGUGCUGGAUAGGAAAGAGAAAAGUGGAAUGCAGAGAUUGACCACGCUCCUUGAAUUUGUUGCUUUUCUGGAGCCUUUCAAAGAGGUGUUCCAUGAGCUUUUCGGGCUUUGCAAGAUUGCUGUAGUAAUACAGUUAAGCAGUGCUUCUUGUUCUGGGUUUUAUGAAAAAACACUUCCCCGCCAAACACGGAAUUUUCCGGGUAUCCGUGUUUUAGGUGGUAUACGGUAAGGAAGACCCGCGCGCAUGUUUUGAAAGAGUACGCAACUCUUUGAUCAAAGAAACAGACUGCGAUCGUCUCAAACGUGAAGAAGUGGAACACCAUACUAAUACUAAAGCACUUGUUUGAUAAAAAUGCCUUUUUCUCAGCUUUUUGUCCGAAAUGUUGUUUUUGACAAAACCUACCUCUGUUCAAGUGGCAAUAAAAAAAGAACAAAUUAAGAUAAAUUAAAAUCGUCAGAUCUUUAUUUUGAUAUAUAGCAUCUUCAUAUAUUUUAUGGAAGAAAAUAUUCUGCGGGCCAUUAAAGUUUAGCGAAAAUCGUCAAAAACCCUGGCGGUGGCUGGCAACUUUUUUUUAAAAAACGCUGGCGGGGAAAGAGUUAAGCUGGGAGGUACAAGUUGUUGCUCCUACUACAGUAUGUUAAUGCUGCUUUGCAUGUUCAAAAUUGUUUAUAUCAUCAAA